UGCAACGGCAACUCUUCCACAUACUAACAAUACAGCGUCAAUCAAUCCUAAACAACAUAACAGUAAUCCACAAGUUACACACGCACAUAGGGAAAUGCCAGCCAAGAAAGUAAUACAACCCAAAAAUGUUGAUCCAGAUUUGGAAAGCUGUAUGCGGAAGACAAAUAUGAAUGAACCUACUAUAUCUCUUGACAAUGAAGAUUUCAGAACUUAUCAACGCUUUGUCAUACGCUCUUUCACUAUGCUGAAAGCCAAAAUCAAUAAUGUUAUUGAUGUUGUGGAGGUGAUGAGUAAGAAGCUAGAUGGUAUAAAAUGUACUGAUAAUAUUCCGGAUGCGAAUCAAGAAGCUGAUAACCCCGAACUUGAAGUCAUGAAUCUUUUCCCAAUUUGCCAUGUAAAAAUGUUGCAAAGAGUAGAAAAAGAAUUAACGAACAAUGCGAUGAAACAAAAAUUGAUGACAGCAUUACUAAAAAUCGGUGGAAGUGAUUACAAAAACAUUACCACUAGAUUGAUGGAACGGCUUUUCAGCAAUUAUGUAGCUGAGAAAUUUAGCUGGUUCGGGUCAAAAGGAAAAAGAAUUUUUUCAACACUUCAUUUGUGUCGUGUUAUUCUAGAUGUUGUCGGGAAAGCAUCGACCACAAAUUUGGUCACAGAAGAUAUGAUUGCGAAAGUCAUUAAAGAUUGGUUACGGCACGCGAAGGAACGAUUGUCACGAGAGAAACCGCCCCUAUCUUUGCACACAGAUGCAGAAGAAAACUCCGCCAGAGAACCAGAUGCCGAAGUAGAACUUAACGUUCCUGGAGUAGCUGAAGGGACUGAUUAUUCCAACUAAAAUACACGCACAUACCAAAUGACUGCCUAAAUUGGCAUUA
Neodiprion virginianus is the source of this 872-nucleotide messenger RNA. RefSeq lists its product as uncharacterized. The coding region runs from base 95 to 832 and encodes 245 amino acids. The record is from RefSeq and is a predicted model, not a curated record. NCBI's taxonomy places the organism in Eukaryota, Metazoa, Arthropoda, Insecta, Hymenoptera, Diprionidae. The transcript is spliced from 6 exons.